Apis mellifera (honey bee) is the source of this 977-nucleotide messenger RNA. It is a transcript of the gene NTPase, whose product is annotated as ectonucleoside triphosphate diphosphohydrolase 5. Bases 47 to 895 code for a protein of 282 amino acids. Lineage: Eukaryota; Metazoa; Arthropoda; Insecta; Hymenoptera; Apidae. Gene Ontology annotation, cellular component: membrane. The record is from RefSeq and is a predicted model, not a curated record. Gene Ontology annotation, biological process: nucleoside diphosphate catabolic process. Gene Ontology annotation, molecular function: GDP phosphatase activity; UDP phosphatase activity. The transcript has 6 exons.
UCCUGAGGAUGAACUAGAUGGUAUAUCUAAAAAUUCAAUUUCUAUAAUGGAUGGGACAGAUGAAGGUAUAUUUUCUUGGUUCACUGUAAAUUUUCUACUGGAACGUUUUAACACACAUAAUCCUAGUAAUACAGUUGCUGCAUUAGAUCUCGGUGGAGGUUCAACACAAGUGACUUUUUCACCUAAUGCUAUGCAGCAGCAUGGACUAAUUGAAAAAAAACUCGGUGGACAUAUAUACUCUGUUAAUAUCUUCAAUCAUAACAUGAGUGUUUAUACGCAUAGCUACUUGGGUUUGGGUCUUAUGGCAGCAAGGAAGGAGAUUCUAACACAUGGAUUGAACUUGGAUAAUAUAAACCCAAAAAAUAAAAUAGAAGUACGAUCUGAAUGUAUAAAUCCCAUAGUUUCAACGGAAUGGAGUUAUGGCGGAUUUAAUUAUCUCGUUAAAGGACCUGUAAAUGGAACUCAUAAACUGGUAAAAAUACAAAACUUUGCUGGUGGAGAAGUAGAUAGGCCAAUUGUCAAUUUCUCAGAAUGUUUAAAAAUUAUUGAAAAAUAUGUUGGCAAAAUUAAAAAUAAACCAGAAGGCUUAAAAGAUCAUGAGAUCUACGCAUUUUCUUACUAUUUUGAUCGUGCUACCGAGGUAAGUCUUGUUGAUCCUUUUUCUGGUGGAAUUAUCCAAGUAAGUGCAUUUCUAAAACAAGCAAUGGAUGCUUGUGAUUAUCCAAAUACUGAGCAACCUUUCACUUGUCUCGAUUUAACAUUUAUUUAUAUUCUUCUUCGUGAUGGAUUUGGUCUGGAUCCUACUACAAAACUUUAUCUUUAUAAAAAGAUCAAUGGACAUGAAUUAAGUUGGGCUCUUGGGGCUGCAUUCAACAUUAUCCAAAAUGGCCUUUAACGCAUCCAAAAUAUAGGAAAAGGAAUUAUAAAUAUUUUUACACAAGAUUAAAAAAAUUUAAUAAAUUUUUUUAUCUAUGUAA